AUGGAAAACUUAGGAACAUUAUUAUCAUCACUAAGUUUGAAACCUACGAAAGUUGCAGUUAUCACUGUGAUUAUUACAGUUCUGAUAUGGUUUUUUUGGAGUGCACUGGAUUGGAUUUGGUUCACACCAAAAAGAAUAGAGAAACGUUUGAAACAACAAGGUCUUAAAGGAAAUUCAUAUAGAAUCAUGGUUGGAGAUAUUAGAGAUAUGGUGAAAAUGAUCAAAGAAGCUAAAUCUAAACCCAUGGACCCUUACUCUAAUGAUAUUGCUCCUCGUGUUUUGCCUUUUGUUGUUCAUACUAUUGCCAAAUAUGGGAAGAGUUCAUUUAUGUGGCUUGGACCAAGACCUAGGAUAUUCAUAAUGGAUCCAGAUAAAAUCAAAGAAAUGACUACAAAGGUAUAUGAUUUUCAAAAACCAGACAUAAGUCCACUAUUCAAACUUCUAGCAUCAGGCUUUGCAAAUUUAGAUGGAGACAAAUGGGCCAAACACAGAAAAAUUGUCACCCCUGCAUUCAAUGUUGACAAAAUGAAGAUGUUGAUACCAAUAUUUUGUCAAUCAUGCGAUGAUAUGAUAAGCAAAUUGGACAAAGUUGUAGCUUCAUCCAAUGGGUCAUGUGACUUAGAUGUAUGGCCUUUUGUCCAAAAUGUUUCAAGUGAUGUUCUAGCUCGUGCUGGCUUUGGAAGUAGCUUUGAAGAAGGAAAAAGAGUUUUUCAACUUCAAAAAGAAAUGAUCACACUUACAAUGACCCUUUUCAAGUUUGCUUUCAUUCCAGGUUACAGGUUUUUGCCAACUUAUACCAACAGAAGGAUGAAAGCAAUUGACAAAGAAAUAAGAACAUCACUAAUGAAAAUCAUAGACAGAAGACUAAAAGCAAUAAAAGCAGGAGAGCCUACAAACAAUGACUUAUUAGGCAUACUUUUGGAAUCAAAUUAUAAGGAAACUGAAAAGGCUAAUGGUGGUGGAGGAAUGAGUUUAAGAGAAGUGAUUGAUGAAGUUAAGCUAUUUUAUCUGGCUGGACAAGAAGCAAAUGCUGAAUUGCUUGUUUGGACUUUGUUAUUACUUGCCAAGAAUCCUGAAUGGCAAACAAAAGCAAGGGAAGAAGCUUUUCAAGUUUUUGGUCAUGAAAAUCCAGAUUAUGAAAAGAUUGGUCAACUUAAAAUUAUAUCAAUGAUUCUCCAAGAGAGUCUAAGGCUAUAUCCACCGGUUAUCAUGCUAUCUCGAUACCUUCGCAAAGACACAAAACUCGGAGACCUAACACUUCCUGCGGGAGUCGAACUCAUAGUACCUGUAUCAAUAAUGCACCAAGAAAAGGAAUUUUGGGGUGACAAUGCUGGAGAGUUCAAUCCAGAAAGAUUCUCUGAAGGAGUUUCAAAGGCAACAAAUGGCAAAGUUUCUUACUUGCCAUUUGGAUGGGGUCCUAGGCUUUGUAUUGGUCAAAACUUUGGUUUAUUAGAAGCUAAAAUUGCUGUGGCUAUGAUUCUUAGAAAAUUUUCUUUAGAGUUUUCAACUUCAUAUACUCAUGCUCCUUCCUUUAUUAUUACUCUUCAGCCUGAGCAUGGUGCACAUCUUAUUUUGCAUAAACUUUAG
Molecule: messenger RNA, 1587 nt
Organism: Vicia faba (fava bean)
Lineage: Eukaryota; Viridiplantae; Streptophyta; Magnoliopsida; Fabales; Fabaceae
Source: the annotation of a GenBank genome assembly